AUGCACCGCCACCUGCUGCGCUCGCUACACACAUUCCCGUACCUGUUCGCGGCGCGGGCGCUUGUGCGCGAGCUCGCGGUGCCGCUGCGCGCUGGUGCUCACGUGCCGCCGUCGCCGCUCCGACACCACCACCUGCUGCGCUCGCUACACACAUUCCCGUACCUGUUCGCGGCGCGGGUACUUGUGCGCGAACUCGCGGUGCCGCUGCGCGCUGGUGCUCACGUGCCGCCGUCGCCGCUCCGACACCACCACCUGCUGCGCUCGCUACACACAUUCCCGUACCUGUUCGCGGCGCGGGUACUUGUGCGCGAGCUCGCGGUGCCGCUGCGCGCUGGUGCUCACGUGCCGCCGUCGCCGCUCCGACACCACCACCUGCUGCGCUCGCUACACACAUUCCCGUACCUGUUCGCGGCGCGGGUACUUGUGCGCGAGCUCGCGGUGCCGCUGCGCGCUGGUGCUCACGUGCCGCCGUCGCCGCUCCGACACCACCACCUGCUGCGCUCGCUACACACAUUACCGUACCUGUUCGCGGCGCGGGUACUGUGCGCGAGCUCGCGGUGCCGCUUGUGCGCUGGUGCUCACGUGCCGCCGCCGCCGCUCCGACACCACCACCUGCUGCGCUCGCUACACACAUUACCGUACCUGUUCGCGGCGCGGGUACUUGUGCGCGAGCUCGCGGUGCCGCUGUGCGCUGGUGCUCACGUGCCGCCGUCGCCGCUCCGACACCACCACCUGCUGCGCUCGCUACACACAUUACCGUACCUGUUCGCGGCGCGGGCAUGCGUGCGCGAGCUCGCGGUGCCGCUGUGCGCUGGUGCUCACGUGCCGCCGUCGCCGCUCCGACACCACCACCUGCUGCGCUCGCUACACACAUUACCGUACCUAUUCGCGGCGCGGGUACUUGUGCGCGAGCUCGCGGUGCCGCUGCGCGCUGGUGCUCACGUGCCGCCGUCGCCGCUCCGACACCACCACCUGCUGCGCUCGCUACACACAUUCCCGUACCUGUUCGCGGCGCGGGUACUUGUGCGCGAGCUCGCGGUGCCGCUGCGCGCUGGUGCUCACGUGCCGCCGUCGCCGCUCCGACACCACCACCUGCUGCGCUCGCUACACACAUUACCGUACCUAUUCGCGGCGCGGGUACCGUGCGCGAGCUCGCGGUGCCGCUGCGCGCUGGUGCUCACGUGCCGCCGUCGCCGCUCCGACACCACCACCUGCUGCGCUCGCUACACACAUUACCGUACCUGUUCGCGGCGCGGGUACUUGUGCGCGAGCUCGCGGUGCCGCUGUGCGCUGGUGCUCACGUGCCGCCGUCGCCGCUCCGACACCACCACCUGCUACGCUCGCUACACACAUUCCCGUACCUGUUCGUGGCGCGGGUACUUGUGCGCGAGCUCGCGGUGCCGCUGCGCGCUGGUGCUCACGUACCGCCGUCGCCGCUCCGACACCACCACCUGCUGCGCUCGCUACACACAUUCCCGUACCUGUUCGCGGCGCGGGUACUUGUGCGCGAGCUCGCGGUGCCGCUGCGCGCUGGUGCUCACGUGCCGCCGCUGCCGCUCCGACACCGCCACCUCCUGCGCACGCAACCCACAUUACUCAUCAUUUUACCUACACUACACCUACAUUCAGAGGCGAAUUAACAGCUUCCAUGUCCGCAAGAUAGACGCAAUAGUUGAACAACCCAAAUGUUCAUAUACGAGGGGAGGUCAAAAGUUCGCGAAAUGA
Molecule: messenger RNA, 1725 nt
Organism: Parnassius apollo (apollo)
Lineage: Eukaryota; Metazoa; Arthropoda; Insecta; Lepidoptera; Papilionidae
Source: the annotation of a GenBank genome assembly